CACCAAUUUCAUUUAAUUCUGAUAAAGCGUUCAAAAGAAAAUAAGCUCAAAACAAUGAAAAAAGCAGAAACUUGAAAAAAAUCAUCUUUCAAUAGUCUUUGUGUAAACACUACAUUCGUAGUGCAAAUAUUGCAAAUGCAAACGUAAAAUAUUUUUAUUACAUUUUGAUCAUAAUUAUAAUUAUACUUACAGAGAGUUUAUAUUAGCUAUAACUUUUUAACGAAGUGUUGCCGGAUUUAUGUUUAUAGGAACUUUUCUGUUACAAAUUCAAUUUACUAUAAGACCCUGAAGUUUCAUUGACCUGACCUGGAACACCCUGUAUAAAGAUUGAUAAAUCUAUCUACAUAUUUCCACGCGAUAAGACUAAUUUUGAACUUUCCCGCCAAGAUUCGGAUCUCUUUUGGUCGCGUUCAAAAAUUUACUCGUCGAGGUAGAGUAGCUUUUGACUGACUAAUCAGAACAAAAGAUUUCUUUCUUUUAAUUGGUCAAUCAAACACUAUUCCACUCGUCGAGUUAAUUUUUGAACGCACCCAUGAAAUUUUCCUCGAACCAAAGUGUGUUUUUUCAUCACAAAAAUCUAUAAUAAAAAUCAAAGAGAAUCAUAUGUCAUGUCAGUUAUAUUUAGAAGAAUGCAAUUUUCUUCGCGGGAUCUCUUCUGUUGCAUCACAAUUAAUCGCGCGUAUCACACUGAACUUAUAUUUUAAAAGUGUGUUUUGUUAAUUCGAAGUCCGCCGAGAUUGCCCUCAUAUCUACCCGGCCAUGCGUGUUUGUUGACCUUCACAGCACUGUCCUUAAUAAAACAGAGGUCAACUUGUGUGCCAAGCUUUUCCUACCGAUCUUUCGAAUGAGAACGCAUGUGUGCUACGCGAUCGUUUUUACAUUCUACCAUCGAUAUUUUUAUAGGUAACACGCAUAAAGGGUUUAAUUCACACUUGUAAUAAAAUGUUGGCAAAUGCUGCGAUAUCAUUUUCUUAGUAAAUUUUUUACAUCAGUCAAUUAAGUGCAAUUAAAUUUAUGUCUUACUCGCUUUGACAAUGGCUUCGAAAACAAGACGCUUCUUUAACAAUAUAAGAAGAAUACUCUUAAGGAUUUAUAGAUACUUUCUACGUUAUAUCCGUACAUGGGUGAUUGUAGGAUCAAAAAAUACAAUAACUGAAGAUAUGCAAGAAGUCGACGGUCUAUCGCCACAGCCUACAACCGAAAAUCAUGAACAAAUAAGAAUCUUAACUGUGAACAAUGGGGAACAUCUGGAUGGGAUCUUAUACAGAUUGAAGAAAGGAUGGAAAGUUGAAUUUAGACUCGGGGCUUCCCUUCUUGGAAAAAAACUUGAUGUUUUUAUAAAUCAUCCAUUAUCGAGUGAGGGAAGUUUUGAGAGGCGUACUUACUAUCAAUUGCAAUGGGUUGACGAAUCAGCUAGUAUAUAUUUAACUUUGCCCGGUUCAUUCCAUUAUUAUGUCAGUGAUCAAGUCAGGGGGCAUAUAAAACCUGUUGCAUCUGGAUAUUUACUUGUGGAUCCUGAACUGAAAGUAGGCGAACAUGAGAAGGAAUUACCUUUGGAUUGCAUCCAAGUCCAAACAGUUUUGGCAAAGUGUUUAGGACCUUUCUCUACAUGGGAAGAUAAAUUAUUGGUGGCACGAAAUUCUGGAUAUAAUAUGAUCCAUUUUACACCAAUACAGGAAUUGGGACAUUCUAAAUCGUCAUACAGUCUGAAGGAUCAAAUGAAACUCAAUCCUGUUUUUAAUGAAAACAAUCAGAUAAUUACUUACAAUGAUAUCGAGCAAUUUGUAAACAAAAUGCGAACCGAAUGGGAGAUGUUAAGUAUAUGUGAUAUUGUUCUGAAUCAUACCGCAAACGAGAGUCCGUUUCUACUUUCUCAUCCAGAAUGCACGUACAACUGUAUUAAUAGUCCUCAUCUACGUCCAGCGUAUGUUUUGGAUGCAGCAUUGUUUGAAUUAACGAUACAAGUGGCUGCUGGAGAAUGGGAAUUUAAAGGUAUUCCUACCGUGGUCGACACUGAAGAUCACUUGAAUGCGAUUCGUCACGCUCUCCACACAUAUUUCUUGCCGCUUGUAAAGAUACACGAGAUGUAUAUCGUUGAUAUUAACGAAGUUAUAUCGGAAUUCUUGAAUUUGGCGCGCAAUGAAAUGCCACAAGAUGUGAAUAAUACGAAAACUGAAAACAUUUCGAUAGUUCAAGAUCCCGAUUUCCGUAGAUUGAAAUCAACCAUAAACAUGCAACUUGCUUUGAAAAAGUAUAAUAUAUACAGAGCUGAUUGUUUCGACGAGGAGACUCGUUUGAAACGAUGCGCAGAGGAGUUGAAGAAUAAAUUACAAGAACUCAACGAAGCUAUUAGCAACAAUGUACAAAACCAUCUGAAUGCUGCCGUUGAAAAUGCUAUUGCUGGUAUAAGAUACUUUAGAAUACAAUGUGAUGGGCCAAGAAUUAAGGAAAUUGACGAAAAGAAUCCUCUUGUUCCUAGAUACUUCACUGAUUAUGGAGCACCUGCAUCUUUGUCAGAAAGAGAAGAUAUAAUGUAUUCAGAUAAUGGAUGUUAUCUCAUGGCUCACAAUGGUUGGGUCAUGAAUAGCGAUCCUUUGAAGAAUUUUGCAGAACCUGAUUCUAAUGUCUACAUUCGAAGGGAACUUAUUGCUUGGGGAGAUAGCGUGAAACUCAGAUACGGGAAGCAACCAAAAGAUUGUCCGUUCUUGUGGCAACAUAUGACAGCUUAUGUAGAACAAACGGCGCAAAUAUUCGAUGGUGUUCGGUUGGACAAUUGCCAUUCCACACCGAUCCCCGUCGCUGAAUAUAUGCUUGACGCUGCACGACGUAUCCGUCCAAAUCUCUAUGUUGUCGCGGAAUUGUUCACCAAUUCCGAUCAAAAAGAUAACAUCUUUGUAAAUCGUCUUGGCAUUACUUCUUUAAUCAGAGAAGCUAUGUCAGCAUGGGAUAGCCAUGAAGAAGGAAGAUUAGUUUAUCGAUAUGGAGGAGAACCAGUUGGAGCAUUUCUGCAGUCACGAAAACGACCGUUGGUGCCGAGCAUAGCUCACGCUCUGUUCCUAGAUGUGACUCACGACAAUCCCAGUCCAGUGCAGAAACGAAGUACUUUUGAUUUACUCCCAAGCGCUGCUCUUGUAUCGAUGGCGUGCUGUGCCAGUGGCAGUAAUCGCGGUUAUGAUGAAUUAGUGCCCCAUCACAUACAUGUAGUAGAUGAAGAAAGACAAUACACUUCCUGGUUGGAUAAUGAUGAUCUAAUGAAUAAUGUUAAAUAUAUUAAUUCAAAAACUGGCAUAAUUGAAGCCAAAAGGGCAUUGAACGAUCUACAUUAUAUGCUUGGCCAAGAAAAAUUUUCGCAGGUAUUUGUCGAUCAAAUGGACAGUGAUAUAGUAGCUGUAACGAGACAUUCACCGACUAGUCAUGAGAGUGUAGUUUUGGUCGCGUUCACGGCAUUUAAACAUCCGGAUUCGAACGCUCAUGACCUGAGAAGACACAUAAGACCUUUGAUAGUGGAGGGUGUAGUAGAGGAAAUUAUUUUGGAAGCAUCACUUUCACAUGUAGAUGUCAAAAAUGGGAAAUCACCUUUCUGUUUACCACAAAAAUAUACAAAAGAUACAAAUUUCAUAAACGGAUUAUGCGAAUAUACGUUAAAUCUUAAACAGCACAUACAAUGCUGCGACUCUACGAUAAUCGAGAAGGUCGAUUCCGGCGAUCCUAAAAACACCCAACUCAACUUCGUAAACUUUCAACCCGGUUCUGUUAUAGCUAUACGAGUGGCGCUUCACACGAAUAUAAAACCUGCUUUAAUAAAGCUUCAAAAUACUAUCUUGCAGAUCACUUCCAACGAGAAAUCAGAUUUACAUAACAUAAUUUCUUGUAUGGAUUUCUCAGAUUUGAAUAAAGUUUUAUAUAGAUGCGAUCAGGAGGAACGAGAGGAAACAUGUGGUAGAUUUGGAGUGUACAAUGUACCAGGAUAUGGAUGUUUGGUAUACGCUGGAUUGCAAGGUAUUGUAUCCUUAAUGGCUGAUAUUCGUCCGAAUAACGAUCUAGGACAUCCUCUAUGCGCCAAUAUUAGACAGGGUAACUGGUUGAUAGAUUAUGUGUGGCAACGUCUGAAAGAAGAUGAUGGUACUAAACCCCUUGGGAUAUGGCUCGAGCAAGCAUUGGAACCAUUCAAAUUAAUUCCGAGAUACUUGGUGCCGAGUUAUUUUGAUGUCAUAAUCGUGAAUGUUUAUAUGAAUCUUUUAGAUCAUUGCUACAGUCUAAUGUCAAACUUCGUAAAAGAUGGAACUACAUUCAUUAACUUAUUGAGCUUGGUCUCGGUACAAGUGGGCGGUGUAGUAAGAUCAUCACAAUUGCCAGAUUUAUCGCCGAAUCUCAAUCAGCCUAAGCCGAAGACUAAAAUCUGCGACGGAGAAACUAAGCAGAUGUGUUUAACGUUGUCAGCAGGCUUGCCACAUUUCACAACAGGCUACAUGAGAAAUUGGGGUAGAGAUACCUUCAUCGCUCUGAGAGGAUUGUUACUUCUAACGGGCAGGCAUAUCGAAGCGAGAUUCAUAAUUCUCGGAUUUGCCGGAACUUUGCGACACGGUCUAAUACCAAAUUUACUCGAUAAAGGAAGCAAUGCAAGAUACAAUUGCCGUGAUGCAGUAUGGUGGUGGCUCUACAUCAUAAAAUGUUACACCGAGGAAGUUCCAGAUGGUUUGAACAUCCUUUCCGACAAAGUCUCAAGAUUAUUCCCGACUGAUGAUUCACCAGCUUUGCCUGCGGGACAGUAUGAUCAAUCGUUACACGAAGUAAUCCAAGAAGCUCUCACGAUACACUUUCAAGGUCUUUGCUUCCGGGAAAGAAACGCUGGGAAACAAAUCGACGAGCAUAUGACGGAUCGCGGGUUCAAUAAUCAAAUCGGAGUUCAUCCUGACACAGGUUUCGUUUUUGGCGGGAACGAUGCCAAUUGCGGCACCUGGAUGGACAAAAUGGGAUCUUCCGAGAAAGCCGGUAACAAAGGCAAGCCGGCAACUCCCAGAGACGGUUCCGCCGUGGAGUUGGUCGGAUUGUGCAAGUGCGUCCUCACUUUUCUGGCUGAAUUGUACAAACAGAAUCUUUUCCCAUAUGGCAGUGUUCAGCGUAAAAGUCGCGACGGAAAAAUAAUAACUUGGAGUUACAAGCAAUGGGCCGAUAGAAUUCAGGCAAACUUCGAAAAAUACUUUUAUGUGAACGAGACUCCGACGCAGGGUGAGUUGAGACCCGAUUUGAUUCAUCGGCGAGGUAUAUUCAAGGAUAGUCAUGGAGCGACACAAGAAUGGGCGGAUUAUCAGUUGCGACCCAACUUCCCUAUUACUAUGAUUGUCGCUCCGGAAUUGUUUGAUCCUCAUCAUGCUUGGACCGCACUGAAGAAAGCGGAAGAGAUACUGUUAGGCCCGUUGGGAAUGAAGACCUUGGAUCCUGCGGAUUGGGCAUACAAUGGUUAUUACGAUAACUCCAACGAUGGUACCGAUACCAAAGUAGCGCAAGGAUGGAAUUAUCAUCAGGGGCCCGAAUGGCUCUGGCCGAUAGGAUAUUUUCUGCGAGCACGUUUGCUUUUUGCAUCAUUAAUCGGCGAAAAGGACGAGUUACGCCGUACGGUCGAAUCGACGGAAGCUAUCAUUUCACGACAUUUUAUUGAAGCAUCUACUACUCAUUGGAGAGGUCUACCCGAGCUCACCAAUAAGGAUGGAAGUUAUUGUAAGGAUAGUUGUCGCACUCAAGCAUGGAGUGCCUCGAGUAUACUAGAGGUUCUCUAUGACUUGCAAAAGAUUAAACGGGAAUUAGGAUCCGAGGAAAUGAGAUCCGGGAAUUGAUAUCACUUUGCGUGUGUUCACCACCGCCAAUUAGAUUUAGAGCAAUUAAAACUAGAACAAUUAAAAUAUAAUAGUAACACUUCGAGCAAAGCGGAUAACACGAAUGUACGCUUUCCCACCGGAGCAAUAGCGACACCGCGCAUAUUGGAAACACACGCAUAUCGUAUCGGUACGCACAUAGACGUAACAGAUGCACGAAUUGUAGACACUACUGAUAUCAUAUCUGCAAAAAACGAAAUAUGUUUCGAGACUGAAUGGAACGCAAAAAAUUACAAUCGACAAUACGCAACGAUGGAAAAUGACGACGGAAAGAAUAAAGCUCGAACGGGCGUUCGAGCCUUGUCGCACGUUUACGAAGAAAUUAGAGGGAUUAAGGAGCCAUAUAGUAGUUCGCACAAGUACGACAUUCAAGAUUACUAUGAGAAGUAUAGUCCCAGCACGACGAAGGCUUUAAUAGAUACACUGUACUUCCCGCGGCAUGAAAUCUGCGAGGAAUGCGCGA
Molecule: messenger RNA, 6336 nt
Organism: Formica exsecta
Lineage: Eukaryota; Metazoa; Arthropoda; Insecta; Hymenoptera; Formicidae
Product: glycogen debranching enzyme
Exons: 26
Coding region: 1035-5834 (1599 amino acids)
Biological process (GO): glycogen biosynthetic process; glycogen catabolic process
Molecular function (GO): amylo-alpha-1,6-glucosidase activity; 4-alpha-glucanotransferase activity
Source: RefSeq, a predicted model, not a curated record